This is a messenger RNA of Hyposmocoma kahamanoa, 2118 nucleotides long. RefSeq names its product cell division cycle protein 16 homolog (gene Cdc16). Gene Ontology annotation, molecular function: protein binding. Gene Ontology annotation, biological process: cell division. The record is from RefSeq and is a predicted model, not a curated record. NCBI's taxonomy places the organism in Eukaryota, Metazoa, Arthropoda, Insecta, Lepidoptera, Cosmopterigidae. The transcript has 12 exons. Bases 121 to 1929 code for a protein of 602 amino acids.
AUUUUGCGUCGGAUAUUUUAUGAAUUAUUUAGAAUAGUUCUUAGUUAUGUUUAAAUAUAAUUAACAACACGCAUUAAUAGCUAUUUAUAAGUUAUAAAGUAGUUAUUUAAGAAGUCUAAAAUGGCUAAAGCAGAGGCUACCGGUGGAACGAGUACCCAGAUUUUAAACAUCGAGUUUAUGAGAUCCCUGGUCAAACAAUACUCCGAAUUGGGUCAAUGGACAAGUGCACUGUUCUGGGCGGAUGCGGCGGCAGGUACAGGGAGCGCGGGGGGUGCGGCUAGCGGCGACGACGUGUGGUUACUGGCUAGCACAAUGUUGGCACGAGGAGAAUUACACCGGGCUGCAUAUGCAGUAACUUCGAGGGGAUUACACAGACGACAUCUACUCUGUCUCGGCGUGGCGAUGCGUGCGUACGUGUCGGCAAAGGAGCCGACAGCCGCGCUCACGCUCUACGAGGAAUGUGAUGAUAUAUUAUUGGAGCCACGAAGUACCGACCAGACUCAUAAUAGAGCACUAGCAGGAGUGCUCGUGUGGCAAGCGCGAGCGCUAAGCCUGCUGGACCGGCGCGACGCGGCGGCGACGGCGCUGUCCAGCGCGCUGCGCGUCGACGCCGCGUGUGUAGAGGCCCUAGACCUGUUGCUUGAUCAACACGCAUUUGCUCCAUCACAGGAGAGCGAGUUAAUAGAAUCCCUGCCCAUCGCAUCGCAGCUGGGUGCGGCGGAGGGCGCGCUGGUCCGCGCGGCGUACAACGAGCGCCUGCGCCGAUACGCACCACCCACGCCGCCCAUGGAUACCACCCCGUCAGACCCUGACUGUCCGAUAACACAAGAAGUGGAAGCGGCGCGCUCGCGCACAGCAGAGGCGGCGAUGUGGCGCGGGCGCAGACUCGCCGCCGCCUGCGAGUGGGCUGAGGCGCUAAAAGCGCUUGACCAAGUGGACCCGUGGUGCUGCGCAGAAGUACGCGUGGCGUGUCUCGUGGAACUGAAAAAGAGUUCCGAACUUUUCUCUUUCGCUCACUUGCUCGUUGACGCCUACCCGCAUACCUGGCAAGCUUGGUUUGCUGUUGGAUGCUAUUACUAUCAAAUUGGCAAAAGUGACUUAGCACGGCGGUACCUCAGCAAAGCAAAGAGUGUAGAAGCAGGCGCGGGCUGUGUGUGGCUGGCCUACGGACACAGCUUCGCGCAUGACGGAGAACACGAUCAGGCUAUGGCGGCAUACUUCAAGGCGAGCCAGCUGAUGCCCGGUUGUCACCUGCCCCCUCUGUACGUCGGUGUGGAGUGCUCUCUACUGAACAACGUUGCUAUGUGCGAGCGUUUUCUCACACGCGCUGCGCAACUACACAACUCUGAAUCGUCUUGUGAAGUGGCAGAAGAAGGCGACGAGAACGUAAGCGGGUGGGAUCGGGUGGCGCAGUGCGCGACCGAACCCCACGUGGCACAUGAGGCGGGCUGCGCCGCUUUCGCUGCCGGGGACACCGCCGCCGCCUGUCGCUUGUGGCUGCGUGCACUCGACACCGCCAGGAAAGGAAACGACGAGGUGAGUGCUAGAUGGGCACCAACCCUAGACGCAUUAGGCCACGCGUGUCGGCAACUGGGGCAGCCAGCUGAGGCCCUCCAAUGGCACGAACGCGCCCUAGCCUUGCGGCCCGGCCGAGCGUCCACCUACGCCGCCAUGGGGCUAUGCCUGGCCCUACUGGGGCGAGAGACUGAUGCCGCUGAUGUGUUGCACACAGCACUCGCUAAAGACCCCGAUGACGUAGUGUCGUUAGCUUUGUUGGACGCUAUCGUUGAUAGACUUGACUCUGCUUUAACUGAGGAAGAAAUCCCCUCGCUGCCUUUCCCGGCCGUGACAAUUUCGGUGCCGACUACUACACCGGAACCGGACGCCGACGCUACCAACACUGCAGACAUGAGCAUGAGUUUCGACUGAUUAAGUCUCGGAACGGUCGAUGAUCACUAUAUCAGUUAUAAGCGGUUCAACACCAUGUAAGAAUUGGCAAGUUAAAUUUAACCUUCACUGUGUUGCCGACUUUUAAACAACUUAUAAUUACUUACAGCGAUCGAGGAUUCGAACUAAGUGUGAUAAGACAUUUAACUAUGAAACACGCACCAUAGCGGG